AGCAAGGACUCUAGUGAAAUUCAAAUGGACAGAAAAGAAAUUUGUGGUUUGAUGGGAUGACAAGAUGGAUGGAGGCCAUGCUAAAUACUUGUAUGCUGUGAGACAUUCUAGUUUCGCAUUCGGUAGAGGCCUUCAACGCUUCAGUGGCUUCAAAGGGCUGUGUAUAUGCGAGCUUGUUAGCCUAGCCCUACCUAAAGCAUCGCAUCGUGAAUACUGUGGACCCCUGCAUCGACGCUAAUUAUCGCAUUCGCGAAUAUUGUGGGCCUUCGCAUUCGUGUAGCUGACCAAUGAAACCAUCGCACCCCUAGCCACUGGUGUAACAAGUCCAUAGAUGACGUUCUAUACUAUAUUAUAAGACCGCGAGUGAAUGAGACGGGUGCUGAGCCAUGGGCAAGGCUCUAUACUGUAUCGAAUUGGUGUUGAGGCGGUGCCCGGCGAACCCUUCGUCCCUCUCGUCCCCGAGAUCCAGCUCCCAGAAAGCAAGGUCCCCUUCAACAACCGGCUAGUAUGGACGGGCCUCACGCUCCUCGUCUUUCUGGUGAUGAGCCAGAUGCCUCUAUACGGCAUUGUGUCGUCUGAUACUUCGGAUCCGCUCUACUGGCUGCGAAUGAUGAUGGCGAGUAACAGGGGAACGCUGAUGGAACUGGGUAUUACGCCCAUCAUUUCCUCCGGCAUGGUCUUCCAGCUCCUUGCUGGUACCCACCUGAUCGACGUCAACUUGGACCUCAAGUCGGAUCGCGAGCUCUACCAGACUGCCCAGAAGCUUCUUGCCAUUCUCCUGUCCUUCGGCCAGGCUGUCGUCUAUGUCAUCUCCGGCCUCUACGGACAGCCAUCGGACCUAGGCGCCGGUAUCUGCGUCCUCCUCGUCAUCCAGCUCAUCAUUGCCGGUUUGAUCGUCAUUCUCCUCGAUGAGCUCCUCCAGAAGGGCUAUGGUCUUGGCAGCGGUAUCUCUCUCUUCAUUGCUACCAACAUCUGCGAGUCCAUCAUGUGGAAGGCUUUCUCUCCUACUACUAUCAACACUGGCCGUGGUCCCGAAUUCGAGGGUGCCAUCAUUGCCCUUGUCCACCUCCUCUUCACCUGGGACAACAAGACUGUCGCGCUCAAGGAGGCUUUCUACCGCCAGAACCUCCCCAACGUCAUGAACUUGAUCUCCACUGUCAUCGUCUUCGGCGCUGUCAUCUACCUCCAGGGGUUCCGUGUCGAGAUCCCGGUCAAGUCCGCCCGCCAGCGUGGUGUCCGCGGCUCGUACCCCGUCCGUCUGUUCUAUACGUCUAAUAUGCCUAUCAUGCUGCAGUCGGCCCUGUCGUCCAACGUCUUCUUGAUCAGCCAGAUGCUCUAUAGCCGCUUCUCUGACAACCUUCUUGUCAAGCUUCUCGGUGUCUGGGAGCCCAAGGAGGGAUCUGCUCAGCUUUUCGCUACUUCCGGUGUUGCUUACUACAUGUCCCCCCCUCUCAGCAUCACUGAGGCCCUCUCCGACCCUCUCAAGACCGCCGUCUUCAUCGUAUACAUGCUCGUCGCUUGCGCCGUUUUCUCCAAGACUUGGAUCGAAGUCUCUGGUUCUUCUCCUCGUGACGUUGCCAAGCAGCUCAAGGAACAAGGUCUCGUAAUGGCUGGUCACCGUGAGGAGUCCAUGUACAAGGAGCUCAAGCGCGUCAUCCCCACGGCGGCUGCUUUCGGUGGUGCUUGCAUUGGUGCUCUCUCUGUUGGUAGUGAUCUCCUCGGCGCUUUGGGCAGUGGAACUGGUAUUCUCUUGGCUGUGACGAUCAUUUACGGUUACUUUGAAAUCGCCGCUAAGGAGGGCGAUAUGGCGGGUCUCAAGGGAAUGGUCAUGGGAGGAUAA
Molecule: messenger RNA, 1840 nt
Organism: Cucurbitaria berberidis CBS 394.84
Lineage: Eukaryota; Fungi; Ascomycota; Dothideomycetes; Pleosporales; Cucurbitariaceae
Product: SecY protein
Exons: 3
Coding region: 368-1840 (490 amino acids)
Biological process (GO): SRP-dependent cotranslational protein targeting to membrane, translocation; post-translational protein targeting to membrane, translocation
Cellular component (GO): membrane; Sec61 translocon complex
Molecular function (GO): ribosome binding; signal sequence receptor activity; transmembrane protein transporter activity
Source: RefSeq, a predicted model, not a curated record